Sander lucioperca (pikeperch) is the source of this 5901-nucleotide messenger RNA. Its product is annotated as AT-rich interactive domain-containing protein 1B-like. Gene Ontology annotation, cellular component: brahma complex; SWI/SNF complex; nBAF complex. NCBI's taxonomy places the organism in Eukaryota, Metazoa, Chordata, Actinopteri, Perciformes, Percidae. Gene Ontology annotation, molecular function: DNA binding; nucleosome binding. The record is from RefSeq and is a predicted model, not a curated record. Gene Ontology annotation, biological process: regulation of transcription by RNA polymerase II; chromatin remodeling; positive regulation of DNA-templated transcription.
UGCCAGCCUGAGAUCAGCCACCAACAACACAACCACCACCAACUACCCUCCUCCAAGAGGAACCGCUCCGAGUUUAAUCAUUAUUAUGGGAAUGCACAAGGAGGGCCUUUCUUCGAUCAACAUGGCGGCCAACAAAGCGCAGGGGCUGGGGUAAUAGAACAGCACAUCGGCACUCUGACUGCACACAUCACAAUGGAUCAGGUUCACAACUCCCACGAAGGCUUCAACAACAACAACAACAACACCAACAACAGCCCGUAUAAUAACCACUACCCGAACUACAGACCCGGCUAUGGGAAUAGUGGAUACGCGGGAAUAAUGAGCCCCUCUCGCCGGGGGAAUAACCCGAUGGGCCCGGGCACUAAAGCGGCUAUGAUUGCUACCAACUCCCCGGCUGGAAGCGGAGGGUUUCAGCAGCGGUUCCCCGGGCAACAGUGUCCACAGCAACAGCACCAGCACCCCUCCGGAGCUACACCGACUUUAAACCAGUUAUUGACGUCUCCCAGCCCGAUGAUGCGAGGUUAUGGAAGUGGAUAUCCUGAUUAUAACGUUAAUUCUUCACAACAACAGCAGCUAACGUUAGCUAAAGACAUUCAGUACGGCUCGGCUACUCACGGCUGGGGGGGACAACAAAGAAGUCACCCGGCCAUGAGCCCGGGAAACAACGGGCAGGGCGGCGGCAGACCUCAGGUGCCGGCGAUGGACCCGAUGGGGAUGAAGCGCUCGCAGCUCUACGGCAUGAGCAACCACCCGUACUCCCAGCAGCAGGCGGCGCCGUACUCCAGCCAGCCCUACGGCGCUCCGUCCCCCCACAGAUACCCGAUGGGGAUGCCCAGCAGGGGGCAGAUGGGGAUGGGAGGGAUGCAGUACCCUCAGCAGCAGAUGGGUUCUCAGUACAGCCAGCAGCAGCAGAGCGUGGGUGGUUACUGUCAGCCAGGUCAGCCUCCGUACUUCAGCUCUCCACAGCAGCAGCCAGCCGCCCCGAGCCAGCCGCCGUACAUGCAGCCACGCCCACUGCCACAACAGGAGGUGCCUCAGGAGGCGUAUGGGGGGCGGGGCCAGUCUGCUGCUAUGACUCCUGGGAAACCCAACCAUGAGGAGAUGAGUCUGAGCCAACAGGAGAGGCCGUCCAGCCUGCCGGAUUUAUCCGGCUCCAUCGAUGACUUGCCCACGGGCACGGAGGCAGCGGUGAGUUCAGGGGCGUCGGGCUCCGGCAGCGCUCAGGGUGACCAGGGGACCCCGGCCCGUUCUCCUUUCUCCCCCCACGUCUCCCCUCGCCUCCCCCCGCUGGCUCGCUCCGGGCCCUCCCCUUCCCCCUCGCUGUCCCCCGCCGGCUCCAGCAGCCAAUCACGAUCCGGACCGAUGUCCCCCGCCACCAGCGGACCAGGCUCUCAGUUGGCCCCUCAGCUCUCUGGUCCUGGAUCAGACCUUGGUCCUCAUCCCUCGCAUUCUGCCAUGACCCAGGACAGAGGUUUCCCUCCCUCCAUGCAGCGAAGCACUUUGGGGCAUCAGUUUGACCCCCAGCAGUCGGCACCACCCAUGUCCCCUCACACAGCACCGGGGGGGCCCAUGCACCACGGCUCCUACCAGCAGGGGGCCUCCUACGGCCAGUACGGCCCCCCAGGUAACUACCCUCGACCCCCCCACUAUGGCGGGGCCCCCAGUGCCAACUACAGCGGCCCGGGCCCCGGCUUAGCCAACAGCCUGGGUUUGAACGCCAGUAGUCCCAUGCACGGCCAGGGCCCGUCCACUCCGGCCGGUCGCGGCCCGGGGCCCGGAGCCGGGGGCCGGCCUUACCCCGCCGGCGGAAGCACCAUGGCUCCCACUUCCCCUGGCAUGCCACAGCCCGCCGGGCAGGGCAUGGGGCCCCCGGGUCCCAACGCCAGCAGCAAACCGCCUGAGGUCGGCCCCAACGCCGGACCUAGUGCCAACUCCAACGCCGCCCAGAGCAGGCAGGGCAGCUACCUGGGCAUGGCCCCGAUGGGAGGAAUGGGAGGAGGCCCGUACAGCCAGCAAACAGGCAGCAACUCUGGGAGGAUGACUCCGCAGGGACCCCCCUACAACGCUGCAUACUCAGGCGCCAUGAUGAUGAUGAUGCCAGCAGACGGGACAGGACGGGUGGAGCUCGGCUACGAACCGCCCAAAGCCAAGCCCCCCGUGUCCCCCAGCGCCGCCGGCCUGUCCUCGUGUCCCGGGGAAGACGCUGAUAGCAUUAGCAGCUCCGCCUGGGCCAAGAUGACAACCAGCUCCAAGCAGAACGCGGCCACGGUGACCAGCGAGAAGAUCACCCGUCUGUACGAGAUGGGCGGCGAGCCCGAGAGGAAGCUGUGGGUCGACCGCUUCCUGUCCUUCAUGGAGGAGCGGGGGACGCCGGUCCCAAACCUGCCGGCCGUCGGGAGGAAACCUCUGGACCUCUGCAGACUCUACCUGGCUGUCCGAGAGAUCGGAGGUCUCGCCAUGGUGAAUAAGAACAAGAAGUGGAGGGAGUUGUCGUCUCUGUUGAGCGUGGGGACGUCCAGCAGCUCAGCCAGCUCCCUGAAGAAGCAGUACAUCCAGUACCUGUUCGCCUACGAGUGUAAGGUAGAGCGAGGGGAGGAGCCUCCGCCUGAGGCGCCAGGCUGCGCCAGAGACACCAAGAAACCUCCGUCACUGCAGGCCAAGAUCCAGCCCCCCUCCCCAGCCAACUCGGGCUCCCUACAGGGCCCCAACACCCCUCAGUCCGAGGCCGCCGGAAACCUGAAGCCCCCGCACAGCCACAUGGGCCCCCAGCCCUCCACCCCCCACAGCCACGUGGGUCCCCAGCCCUCCACCCCCCACAGCCACAUGGGUCCCCAGCCCUCCACCCCCCACAGCCACAUGGGCCCCCAGCCCUCCACCCCCCACAGCCACAUGGGUCCCCAGCCCUCCACCCCCCACAGCCACAGUGGCCCCCAGCCUGCAAACAGGAACAUGGCCGGCGUCAGCAUCCUGGACCCGUUCUCUGAAGGCAGCGAUCCAGCCUUCCACAACAAGCGAGGCCCAGGACCCCGCGGCACCCCCUACCAGCAGGGAGGCCCCACAGACCCCUCAAUGAGGAUGCAGUACGAUGCCAACAAAGACCCGUACGGAGGACCCAGGAAAGGUCCGGGGCCCGGCAAGGCCUUUGGUCCGGGUCAGAUGCCCAGCGGUGCCAUGCAGGACGUGUACCCCCGCGGGCCGCCCUCUGGGCCCCUAACAGGGAUGGACCCCAGACCCCAGUACCCCUACGGCCCCGCAUAUGAGCGGAGGCCGGACCAUGUGCUGGGGCCGGACGGAGGCAUGGCGCCCCCUGCAGGUCAGAGCAGCGUGGCUCCGUCUGGGGGCGAGGCCGGCAUGUAUCCGGCCAACAGAUACACACAGCAGAGACACGGACAUGACGGUUACGGGCAGCAGUAUCCUCACAGCAUGGCCUACAGUUCCCAUCAGCCCCUGUUCCCUCCACAGCAGGGUUACAAGCGUGCGAUGGAGGGCAUGUAUCCCCCUGCGAAGCGGCAUGAGGGCGAGGCCUUCGCGGCGCAGCAGUUUGGCUCCCAGCACCCCCCCGACAUGUUCGGCCCAUACGGUGGAGGUGGAGGCAGCGGCAGCGGUGGGGGCUACAUGGGCCCCGAGCAGCGGCCGGUGCAGGGCCAGUACCCGUAUCCAUACGCCCGGGAGCGGCAGCACAGCAUGAUGGGCCCUGGGGAGGGGUCACAGCCCAACAUGUGGCCCCCCAGGACUGACUACGCAUACAGCCGGCAGGGCCAGGGGCCGGCCUACCCCAGCGUGAGCCGAGGAGACGAGCAGGAGGGCCGGGCCCCACAGGACAGCCAGUGGCCCCCUGGGCAUCCCGGCCAACGCCAGCCCCCGUACCCCCACUCUGCCUCCCCCUCCAUGCCCCCCCUGCCUUCCAGACAGCCCCCGUCCUCCUUCCAGGCCAUGCCCACCGCCCCGAACCACGUGAGCCGCUCUCACAGCCCCUCCUCGUUCCCCCGGCCCCAGGGCGGCUCCCUGUCCCCCAGCAGCGCUCCCUACCUGCCCUCCAUGAAGAAACCGGGGCCCCCAGCCCCUCAGGGCCCCCCCGUCAUCCACGGAGAGGUCAGCUUCCCACCCGGCUCUGUGGAGGCCACCGUCCCCAAACUGAAGCCACGACGCCGGCUCACCGCCAAGGACACAGGAACUCCGGAGGCGUGGCGUGUUAUGAUGUCACUGAAGUCCGGCCUGUUAGCGGAGAGCACCUGGGCUCUGGACACCAUCAACAUCCUGCUGUACGACGACAGCACCAUGGGCUCCUUCAGCCUCUCACAGCUUCCUGGUUUCCUGGAGCUGAUCGUGGAGUUUUUCCGCCACUGCCUCAUCCAGAUCUUCGGCAUCCUGGUAGAGUACGAGAUGGGAGCCGAGGGCCAGAGGACGCUGCUGGGACCGCUGCCUGACCCCCCCAAGGAAAAGGAGGAGGAGGAGGAGGAGGACGCGAAGGAGACGCCAUCUGACGGCCAAUCAGCCAAGGCUCAAGGGACACCAAAGACUGAGGAGGGAACGCUCGCAGCUGCAGCCGACGUUGAGAAAGAGGAAGCUGUUGUAAAAGAGGAAGUGAAGGAGGAGCAAGUGGAGACCCGCCCCCAACAGGCCAGCAAGUUCGACAAGCUGCCAAUCAUGGUGGAGGAGGAGGGGGAGGAGUGGGAGGAGCUGGAGAGGCGCUGGGCCCAGCUGAGCCAACCAAACGGCUUCAUCAGCGGCCUCCUGCACUGGAAAGCCGGGGGAGGAGACUCCACCGCUCACAUUCAGACGGGAGAUACGGUCGCCGCGGAGACGAGGAGGAGGAGGGGGAGAGGAGACGAGGGGGAAGGGGGAGUAGACGAGGAGAGAGGCGAGGAGACAACGCCUGAAACACAAAAAGGCUUCCUGUGGGAGGGGAGGGGUCCCAGCCCCCUGAGUGAGCUGGAGGAUGAGCCUCUCUGCUGGGACGAGGCUCCUCUGUCCACGGCUGAGUCGUGGCAGGACUCUCUGGCCAGACGCUGCCUGUGCGUCUCCAACAUCGUGCGCGGCCUCUCCUUCGUCCCCGGCAACGACGGCGAGUUGUCGCGGCACGCCGGCCUGGUGCUGAUCCUCGGCCGGCUGCUGCUGCUGCACCACCAACACACACCCAGGAAGCGGACGCCGCCGAGCCUCCAGCGUACAGAGGAGUCGGGGCUGGCGUGCACCCGGGACGAGUGGCGCUGGGACUGCCUGGCCGCGCUGCGUGAGAACACACUGGUGACGCUGGCCAACAUGGCGGGCCAGCUGGACCUGUCGCUGUACCCAGAGAGCAUCUGCCUGCCGCUGCUGGACGGACUGCUGCACUGGAUGGUGUGCCCGUCGGCGUUGGCUCACGACCCGCUCUCCGCCACGGCUCUGUCGCCUCACAGACUGGCGUUGGAGUGCCUCUGCAAGCUGAGCAUCCAGGACGGCAACGUGGACCUGCUGCUCGCCACGCCACCCUUCAGCCGCCAGCGGACGCUCUUCGCCACGCUGCUGCGCCUUGUGGGCGAGCGGCGAAGCCAGGUGUGUCGGGAGAUGGCAGUCGCCGUUCUGUCCAACUUAGCGCAGGGCGAUGCCGCAGCAGCGCGUGCCGUCGCGUUGCAGAAAGGCAGCGUGGGAACUCUGAUCGGCUUCCUGGAGGACGCCGUAGCCGCAGCGCAGUUCCAGCUCCAGCAGAGCACGCUGCACGCCAGCGAGCCACCCAGCGUCAACAUGAUGUGCCGUGCAGCCCGGGCGCUGCUCGCCAUGGCGAGGGCAGAGGACUGCCGGACGCAGUUCGUGCUGCACGAGAGCCGCCUGCUGGACGUCUCGCUGGCGCCCGCGCUCGAUGCGUCCGUGGCGGCCGUCAUGUGCGAAGUACUCUUUAAAAUCGGGCGCUCGUGACACGAA